This is a messenger RNA of Cydia amplana, 1217 nucleotides long. RefSeq lists its product as uncharacterized. The record is from RefSeq and is a predicted model, not a curated record. NCBI's taxonomy places the organism in Eukaryota, Metazoa, Arthropoda, Insecta, Lepidoptera, Tortricidae. The transcript is spliced from 2 exons. Bases 159 to 1217 code for a protein of 352 amino acids.
GUGGUACGAUGCCAGUAUUUUGCAUAUAAAUUCAAUGUUAUAAACUUAUAUAACUAUUGGUACCAAAAUGUAUCCGUGUGUUGAAAUCAUAGUUCACUUGAGCUACCUUAAACACCAUCGAUUACUGAAUAUUUUCUAUUAAUAAUCGGUGCUACAAAAUGGACUAUAGACCAUGGAUAUCGGCAAUCAUAUUCUUAGUUGCUAUGAGGACAGUAAACGUACAAUUCGCGAUACCCAUGCCAAUGUUUCAACCAGCUCCUCCGCCACCGCCCAUGAUCAUGAUGGCGCCACCGCCGCCACCCGUACCAGUCCCAGUACCCUACCCGGUCCCAGUCCCUGUUAUAGUGACGAGGAAAACCACUACUACUACCACGACAACCCAAGCCCCUAAUAACGAUGACGGCGAUGCGAAGUUUGCAAUUCCAUUUCCUUUGCCAUUUGGAUUCCCCAUGCCUUUCGUAUUACCCCAAGCACCACCUCCAAACUUCUGCGUGGAUAAACCGAGGCCGAAGCAAUGUCCUCCUUGUCCACCUUGUGUUUGCGCUCCAAGCUGCACGCCUGCGUUUUACUCGUUUUGCUCUCCGUGUCAUCAGAAGUGCAGAUGUAAAAGUAAUGGCGACACUCCGAGGCCUGAGCCCCCUCGACCACCACCGCCCGUUCCUAUAGUACCAGCACCCAUGCCUAUGUAUCCUAUGGUUCCUCCCGCUCCAGGUCCUGUUUUCAUCUUCCCCUUGCCACCCGCUCUUCCUUUCAGACGUCCGCCGCGAAGAGUACCUAAUUAUUCGAAGAGCGAAAUUAGUUCUUUAGAUUCAUCAGACAGUUCCUCCAGCACAGAUACUGAUUCUGAUAACGAUUGGCGUCGCAGGAAAAGACGAAAAUUAAAAAAAAACAAAAGACAUUUAAGUAACUAUAGAAAAAGUGCUAGAAGUUUUGAAACGAGUGAUGAUACAGGGACGGUCGUACAUGAAACGAAGCUUGUAAGACCAAUGUUAUCUUACAUAAGCAAGCAAGGUAAAGUGAAGUUCGAGAAAAAGAUUAGCGAGGACGAUGCUACACAUUUGAUGGGGACAGAAACGGAUAGAUCAAAAAGCGUUGAAUAUCCUAAAAAUAGUCGAAGGUCUGCGGUCGCUAAGACAGACAGUAGAACUGUCAUAUUCAGUCCGCCGGCAAACAAGAAAAUUACUAACCUCACAGUAUCUUUUGACGUUGCUCAAUAA